This is a messenger RNA of Alosa sapidissima (American shad), 1506 nucleotides long. Its product is annotated as alpha-1-antitrypsin homolog. Gene Ontology annotation, molecular function: serine-type endopeptidase inhibitor activity. Lineage: Eukaryota; Metazoa; Chordata; Actinopteri; Clupeiformes; Clupeidae. The transcript is spliced from 7 exons. The record is from RefSeq and is a predicted model, not a curated record. Bases 34 to 1320 code for a protein of 428 amino acids. Gene Ontology annotation, biological process: negative regulation of endopeptidase activity.
GCUCCUCCGAUCUGAGGCACUAAGGGCCAUAAGAUGAGAAUGAUUGUGCAUUGUGGUGUGGUAGCUGCCCUGCUCCUGUCUGUGGCCUUGGCCGCCCCACAGGGUGACCAUGAGGGCCAUGACCACGGGCCCCACACAGCAGAACAUCACCAUCACCUCCACCAUGGAGAGGACGAGCCCCAUCCACAGCACGAGGGCCAACACAGCCAAAUGCUCAGUCAACCCAAUGCUGACUUUGCCUUCACUCUCUACAAGAAGCUGAGUGCUUUACCUGAACAGUCAAACAUCUUCUUCUCCCCACUGAGCAUAUCCAUGGCUCUGUCCAUGCUGGCUCUUGGAGCAAAGGGUGACACUUUCUCCCAGCUGUACGAGGCUCUUGGCUAUGCUGAAAUGACCCCCGAGACCGUCAAGGAGGCAAAUGAGCACAUGAUUCACAUGUUUGGUCAUACACAGGACGACCUGAAGAUUGAAGUAGGCAAUGCUAUUGUUGUUACAGAGAAAGCCAACGUCAUGGAUAAAUUCUUAGAGGACACCAAACACCACUAUGGGAGUGAGACACUGUCUGUGGAUUUCUCUAAACCUGAUAUUACUGUUCAAGAGAUCAACAAAUACAUAGCUCAACAAACCAACAACACGAUCACUGAUAUGGUGAAGAAUGUGCAUCCAGCCACUCUUAUGAUGCUAAUCAACUGCUUGUAUUUCAGAGGAGGAUGGGUACGAUAUUUUGAAGAAUAUCUAACUAAAAAAGAUGACUUUUAUGUGGAUGAAAACACUAAGGUGACCGUGGACAUGAUGCAAAGGAAAGGUUAUUAUAGAUUCUACGAGGACAAAGAGAACUUUACUACUGUGCUCGAGCUUCCAUACAAGGGCAGUGCAUCUAUGAUCAUCAUGAUGCCGGACGAGGGGAAGAUGAAGGAGGUGGAGAAAAGCAUGACCCAAGCCCAUUUCAAACAUUGGAAACAAUCACUGUCAGGAAGUACUGUGAUAGUUCAUGUCCCAAAAUUGUCCAUUUCUGGCUCAUAUUCACUGAAAGAAACUCUGGAAGGGAUGGGAAUGGCCAGUGUCUUCUCUGACACCGCUGAUUUUUCUGGAAUGACGGGUCACAAAUUGACCAUGUCACAGGUGGAACAUAAAGCCAUUCUCAAUGUUGAUGAGAAAGGCACAGAAGCAGCUGCCGUCACCUUGAUAAUGCUGAUGGGAUCUGCUCGUGUAGAACCAAUCAUCAUAAAAAUCAACAGGCCAUUCUUGGUCUUCAUCACUGAAAGUACCACCGACAGUAUCCUCUUCAUGGGAAAAAUUUCAGAUCCUACCUCUAAAUGAAUGUUUGAUUAGAACUAUUGCACAUACUUUCAUCAAUUUCAUCAUUAUGAUGCUAAAAAUAUUGUUAGUUUGAACUUUUUACAUAUAAUUGAAACAAAUAUUGUGAAAAAAUGGAUAAUGGAUAAAGGAUUGUUUUCUUUUUGAAUGUGCACUGUUCUGCUACAAAUAAAGUUGUUUCAAGAAGAA